ACCGGGAUCGUCAGAGUGCCCUACGACUUGGCCGCGCACGCAUCCCUCCUCUAACAAGAGCAGCGAUAUCGAGUCGAUAUCGUGAGAGCGCGCGCGUCGACAACGACGAAGAGGAGACAGCGAGAACGUGAACGAGAGUCUUUAUAUUUUUCUUUAUCUUCGUUCAACAAUCAUCAAAAAGAAGAAGAAUAGUUUAAGGGAUUAAACGCUCAUCGAGCGUUGUACGAUAGCCGAAGAAAAAUAUAAAUCUUCAACGAAUUGUGUUACACGCUGGAACGGAACAAGCCCUUAGCUUUCAGAAAGUUCAGGACAACGUUGUGUGAACGCUGACGUUUUAACCACACGUGAACAAUGAAGUGGUACUUCCUAGUGUUGGUCGCUCUGAUCGCUUUCACCAGGGCCGACAAUGCGAUCCAGACGACGGACUUUACAAAUUUCAACUGUCCCGAUCUCAAUUCUCAAGAGGAGAUAGAUCUCGAUAAGAUAAUGGGCAAGUGGUAUGUCGUCGAAAUUCUGGACCAUAAGAGCGAUCCGAUAAAACACACGAACGGUAAACACGUAGUUCUCGAUUCCUGUCCAACCGUUCAUCUACGCUCGCACGAAUAUUCCUCGCUGACACUUCUCUGGACGGAGGCUGUUGGAAACUUGGAAUAUACGUUUCAGAUAUCUGACAUAACCAGGAGACCUGGAUUCUGGAUGUCAUCUACUCUACAAAAUGGAACGUUGACAGAAAAGAAAUACCAACAAUUCAUUGGUUGCGUUCACGUGAUGAAAGCUGUGGCCUCGGACAUGGUGUUGACCUUCUGCUCGCGAAGCCCAGGAAGUCAACUUUAUUCCUUGCUACUCUCUCGGGAACACACGCUUGGUGAGGCAGACAGACGAGGCGUUCACAAUCUUCUUGGCCGACGUGGUCUCAAGAUUCUAGGAAUUCGUGAGACCUGCAUGAACGGUGCAGCUGGAUGGAGAAGAGCUACGAUUGACCUCGUUGCCUCUACGACCCUUCUUGCUCUUCUAUCCUCCGUGAUUCUCUCAAGAUCCACGCAGUAAAACUUUUGAUAUGACCACAUGACUACUCCGCGAUUUCUCGAAGAGCCCUUUCGAAGAGUACUUCUCUCGUACUCUUUGAGUCACGUAGAUCUCGCGGAUAACUUCGCUCUCUUCCUGACAAAAUGCGUUUCGCAAUUUAUCAUUAUAUCGACGCUGCUCUCUCUCCCUCCCUCCCUCCCUCCCUCCCUCUCUCUCUCUCUCUCUCUCUCUCUCUCUCUCUCUCUCUCUCUCUCUCUCUCAAUUUCAAUCGAUUCACUCGAAUACCGUUAAAAUUAGUUGAAAAAUUUGUUUUUGAAACAGAUAACAAAGAAGAAAGGGACAAAGCAUUUCAAUAUCAAUGAUAUCGAUACCAAUCGAUAAUAGUACGAACAUUGUUACUUAUCUAUGAGAGAAAUUUCAACGAUAUUACUGUGAAUUGAUUUAAAUGAGAGACAUAUCCAAUAUAUAUAUAUAUAUAUAUAUAUAUAUAUAUAUAUAUAUAUAUAUAUAUAUAUAUAUAUAUAUAUACACAUAUACAUAUAUAUAUCUUUCGAUAUAUAUACAUAUAUACAUAUGAAUAUAUAUAUAUAUAUAUAUAUAUAUAUAUCUCAUCCUUCAUUCAUCGUUUACUUCGUUUUUAAAUAGUAUCAAAGAAUCGUUCAUAAGAAGAUAUUUCGCAUAAAGAUAUCGUUUUGAAGAGAGAGAGAAAAUAGAAAAAUAAAGAAAUUGAAAAAAAAAACUUUUAAAAAAAUUAAUAAUAAUAAUAAUAGUAAUAAUAAUAAUAAUAAUAAUAAUAAUAAUAAUAAUAAUUAUAAUAAUAAUAAUAAUAAUAAAUAGAAAAAAAUUCACGUUGAAAGGUCGGACUCCAAAACUUUGGUUUAAGUAACACGACAAUAUCGACUUACAAAAUGAUCCAAUUCAAUUUCAAUUUUUCAAUGGGUACGACUCUUCAAUGUAGAUAUCUUUCUAUCUUUGAAAUAGCAGUAAUAGGACAAAUUUUCAGAGAUGAUCCUAGUUUAUUCUACUCGUAAAUUUAACAAUCGAAAUUAUUCGAAAAAGGCUAAGAGAGACAUAAUGGCAUGGCUUAAUGUUAAAUGCCAAUUGGGCUUUUUUAUGCGAUUACGCGAAUUUUAAUCAUCGAUAAAGUAAAGUUCGAGUUUAAUAAUACUCACAUCUACAUCGCUAUGCGUAGCAAUUUUUUUCUGAUAUAAAUAAAUAGAUAAUUAAGUAACUCAAUUGUUCUAUUCUCAAAGUAUCAGCUGCUUAUCGCAUACAUAGACAUGCCAGGGUGUGUUUAUUAAGGGAGAAAAGUGAACUGUUGAUUUUUUAAGAUUCAUUAAUAGAUCAUUAAUCUUGUUUAUCUUUUUCUUUUUUCUUUUCUUCUUUCUUUCUUUCGAAUGAUCGUUUAAAAUCGAUCAUCGAUCUCGUCGUUCGUAGGUCGUCUUGAUGUUAACGACCGACAAUAUUUUAGCUAGAUCCUUAAUAUGUAUAAAACGACGUAUGCAGUUAAUUGUUGAUUCGAAUUGUAAUCUAUGCAAAAGAAAAAAGAAAAAAAAAAAAGAAAAAAAAAUAAU
Molecule: messenger RNA, 2600 nt
Organism: Vespa crabro (European hornet)
Lineage: Eukaryota; Metazoa; Arthropoda; Insecta; Hymenoptera; Vespidae
Exons: 4
Coding region: 352-1047 (231 amino acids)
Source: RefSeq, a predicted model, not a curated record